UAAUGCCAUCAACGGAUUAAAUGAAGGGGACUUAUGCGGAAUGCAACGUAUUACUCUUCUAGAACUACAGUCCAACAGCUUGGAUGAAACUACAUUGGAUCCACACACGUUUGACUGCCUCGAACAACUUCACACUUUGAAUCUUGAUUCAAACCACUUCAACCAUGUCCCAGAGGCUGUGCAGUACCAGGAGAGACUCUUGUCUAUAACAACUUUGUAUCUCUCCAGCAAUCAGAUCACAUUCCUGUUAGACGGUGUUUUCUCCAACCUGACCACGCUCAGCACGUUGACUUUGAACUCUAAUAGCAUUAUCUCUAUAGAGAAUGGUGCUUUCCCAGAUAACAUACAAUCCUUAUCCAUGAGUAGCAAUGAAUUUCAUUUCCUACAUGAUAACGUGUUUACCAACCAUUCCCAGCUUGGUACCCUUUCUCUGCCUUCAAACAACAUUGAUAAGAUACCGGAGACAGCCUUUGAUGGGUGCACGAGUCUCACGAGUCUGUAAGUCACUUGUUAUGAUAUGGAUCGACACCUAUGAAGGUGUCAAUGUAUAGUAUGGUUCAUUCACUUGACUCUCAAUCCAACAAUUGCGGGUUCGAAUACCAGCCCGGCUCUAA
Messenger RNA from Strongylocentrotus purpuratus (purple sea urchin), 614 nucleotides. Its product is annotated as leucine-rich repeat-containing protein 15-like. Bases 41 to 502 code for a protein of 153 amino acids. The transcript has 4 exons. The record is from RefSeq and is a predicted model, not a curated record. NCBI's taxonomy places the organism in Eukaryota, Metazoa, Echinodermata, Echinoidea, Camarodonta, Strongylocentrotidae.